UCACUUUUUCUAUAAAUAUAACCAACAUCUCUCUCCACUUCUUCAGACAAAACCAAACCUAUUUGGACUUUUCUUGUCUUAAUUCUCAAAAUUUCAUAAAGAUUUAUAGAAAAACUCAAAGAUUAAGGUUUAGUUCUAUAAUCUUUAUCAUCAUCCUUAUUAAAAAGUCCAAUUUCUUGCCCUAAGCUUUACAUCUUCAUAUAGAAAGAAGAAAAAAUGGGAAGACCACCUUGUUGUGAAAAGACUGGAGUGAAGAAAGGGCCAUGGACACCAGAGGAAGACAUCAUCUUAGUUUCUUACAUCCAAGAACAUGGUCCUGGAAACUGGAGAUCUGUCCCCACUAACACAGGUCUGAGGAGAUGUAGCAAGAGCUGCAGAUUGAGAUGGACUAAUUAUCUUCGACCUGGAAUUAAGCGUGGCAAUUUCACUGAGCAUGAAGAAAAGAUGAUUGUUCAUCUCCAAGCCCUUUUAGGCAACAGAUGGGCAGCCAUAGCAUCAUACCUUCCAGAAAGGACAGACAAUGAUAUAAAGAACUAUUGGAACACUCACUUGAAGAAGAAGCUCAAGAAGAUCAAUCAAUCUGGUGAAGAAGAUAAUGAUGACUUCUCUUCAUCAAACACUAUUUCAAAGAAGCAACAUCAAAGCUCAAACAAAGGUCAAUGGGAGAGAAGACUUCAGACUGAUAUCAACAUGGCAAAGCAAGCUCUUUCUGAGGCUUUGUCUUUAGAUAAAAAACCAUCAUCAUCACCAUCAUUGUCAACACCAAUCACACCACAAAACAUCCCUAGCUUCACAUCAGUUUUACUUGACCGUUUUCAUGAUCCAUCCUCUUCUUCUUCCUCUACCACAACAACAACAACCACCACAACAACCAACGCUACAAAUCUAUACACAGCAGGCGUGUAUGCGUCAAGUGCUGAGAACAUCGCUCGGUUGCUUCAAGAUUUCAUGAAAGACACACCAAAACCAUUAACCUUGACAUCCUCAUCACCAGUUUCAGAGACCGGACCACUUGCUUCAGCAGCUUCCGAAGAAGGUGGACAAGGGUUUGAACAAUCUUUCUUUAGCUUCAAUUCCAUGGAAGAAACUCAAAAUCUGACUCAGGAGACAAACUUCUUCCAUAACCAAGAGAGCAAACCCGCAAUAACAAUGGACCAUGAUUUUGGUUUGAUUUCACAAGGACCUCUAUCUUUGUUGGAGAAAUGGCUAUUUGACGAAAACAUGGUCGGUAUGUCGUUAGAAGGACAAGAAGCGAUUUUCUAGAACUACAUCUAGUGGAUUAUUUUCAAUAAUUGAGGGCUUAAUUAGUUAAGAGUUAUAACAAGUAUUAUAGAGUUAUAACCUAUAAUAUAUGUGCUUAUUAUUGCAUUAGGGUUAUAGAGUCUUUAGUAGCUUUUUAGCUCUACAACACUCUUUUUCCCUUUUGGUGAUGUAAUCUCUUUUUCUUAUAAUUCGUAUGUUUCAGAAAGGGUGUAUCAUCUUUAUUUAAGUAUGUGUAAUCUGUUUGUA
Messenger RNA from Brassica oleracea var. oleracea, 1509 nucleotides. Its product is annotated as myb-related protein 306-like. The transcript has 3 exons. The coding region runs from base 217 to 1263 and encodes 348 amino acids. Gene Ontology annotation, biological process: response to auxin. NCBI's taxonomy places the organism in Eukaryota, Viridiplantae, Streptophyta, Magnoliopsida, Brassicales, Brassicaceae. The record is from RefSeq and is a predicted model, not a curated record.